Messenger RNA from Enterobius vermicularis (human pinworm), 309 nucleotides. Lineage: Eukaryota; Metazoa; Nematoda; Chromadorea; Rhabditida; Oxyuridae. The record is from the annotation of a GenBank genome assembly.
AUGAUUUUAGAAUGCCGUACAGAAUGUGUCGAACGAAACCAGGGUGUAAUUGUACGAGUACAUUUGGAAGAGAUUAUGGUACAUGUUGGACUGUGCCGUAAUCUAACGUCAUCUUCAUCUCAAGUGACCCCCUACAUAUGUGACCGAAAAAUUGGGGUUUGGACGUUUGACGAAAACAGUGUCGGACAUGUUUUAAUGCCAUUUUGCGUAUCUAUAAGAGUCUCUACUGAAAUUAUUUACUUGUUUAUUGAGAAAACGUGUUUUCAUUUGCGCCUACACCCGAGAAGAACGGAUAGACAACAAAAUUGA